Messenger RNA from Ailuropoda melanoleuca (giant panda), 786 nucleotides. Its product is annotated as butyrophilin-like protein 2. The transcript is spliced from 7 exons. Gene Ontology annotation, biological process: T cell receptor signaling pathway; regulation of cytokine production. Gene Ontology annotation, cellular component: external side of plasma membrane. Lineage: Eukaryota; Metazoa; Chordata; Mammalia; Carnivora; Ursidae. Gene Ontology annotation, molecular function: signaling receptor binding. The record is from RefSeq and is a predicted model, not a curated record.
AUGGACGAGGUCCCUUUGCUGAGGCGGGAAGGCUGCCUGCUGGGGGGUCUGCAGCCAGAGCAAAACUGGCAGUGUGCCUGUGUGUUCAAGGAGCAAGGAGAUGAGUUCAUGGUGAUUGGCCCCUCGGACCCCAUUGUGGCAGUGCUGCGUGGGGACGUCACACUGCCGUGUAGUGUGUCCCCAGCCAUGAACGUGAAGAACAUGGAGCUGCGGUGGUUCCGCUCCAAGUUUUCAGACGCAGUGUUCAUCUAUCAAAACCAGCAGGAGCAGAGAGAGGAGCAGUUGGCCUAGUACACAGGGUGGACCUCACUAGUGAAGGAAUUCCUCACCUGGGGGGAGGCUGCUGUUCGCAUCCACAAUGUCCAGGCUUUUGACAACGGGCUGUAUACCUGCUUCUUCAGAAAGGGAAGCUUCUGUGAAUCUGCCAGUUUGGAACUGAAGGUGGCAGGUGUGGGCUCUGUCCCUCAAGUGCACAUCCAAGGGCCAGAGGAGGAUGGGGUCCGAGUGGUGUGUAAGGCGUCGGGGUGGUUUCCAAAGCCCCACGUGCGGUGGAAAGCUCUCAGUGGGGAAAAGUUCUUGACAUUUUCUGAGACCCAUGCCCAAGAUUCUGAAGGGCUGUUCAGUGUGGAGGCCACUGUAGUUGUGAGGGACAGCUCUUCAGGGAAUGUGACCUGCUCACUCCUCAACCCAAUCCUGAGCCAGGAGAAGGCGAUGGCUAUUAUCAUCCCAGAUGAACUCCAAGAAGAUCUUGCCUGGAGGAAAUCUGUCUACCUGGCUGGUGAGUGA